AUGCAGGCAGCAUUCCGCCUGGUGCGAAUGAUAGAGGAGAGUCACAUCGUCCCGGAUGCUGCCCUGCAGACUAUCCUCUUCAGGGUGCAUCUGCAGGCCGGCAACGAGGCAGAGGCACUCAAGCUCGCAAACCUCUUCUAUGGCCCGCAAGCCCGCCCCUACAUCGACCAGUUCGUGGAGCUGUUUUUCAACCAUGGAUUCUACUUGAUGCGCAAGCAGGGCAGCCUCUUGCUGCAAGAGGCGCUCACCAGCGAUGUGAGUGUUGCAUGCAGCGAUGUGAGUGUUGCAUGCAGCGACGUGAGUGUUGCAUGCAGCGAUGUGAGUGUUGCAUGCAGCGAUGUGAGUGUUGCAUGCAGCGAUGUGAGUGUUGCAUGCAGCGACGUGAGUGUUGCAUGCAGCGAUGUGAGUGUUGCAUGCAGCGAUGUGAGUGUUGCAUGCAGCGAUGUGAGUGUUGCAUGCAGCGACGUGAGUGUUGCAUGCAGCGAUGUGAGUGUUGCAUGCAGCGAUGUGAGUGUUGCAUGCAGCGAUGUGAGUGUUGCAUGCAGCGACGUGAGUGUUGCAUGCAGCGAUGUGAGUGUUGCAUGCAGCGAUGUGAGUGUUGCAUGCAGCGAUGUGAGUGUUGCAUGCAGCGAUGUGAGUGUUGCAUGCAGCGACGUGAGUGUUGCAUGCAGCGAUGUGAGUGUUGCAUGCAGCGAUGUGAGUGUUGCAUGCAGCGACGUGAGUGUUGCAUGCAGCGAUGUGAGUACAGUCAUAUGCGUGCGGAGCUAUGGGUGCCCAUAUGGGUGUGGAGCAAUGUGCAAGCGGGGCGGCCUGUUGCUGCAGGAGGCGCUCAUCAGCGAUAGGCGCAGCAUGGCGGCGGCGGAGAGGCUGUUCGACCACGUGGUGGCGAAGCACCAAGCGCCCGAGUUUGACGCCGUGCUUGACUUCAUGCGCGCCCUAAGGCGUCGACAAACUCCCAAGACCGAUCAGCGGUGGUUGCUGGUCCAAGAUCUCAUCAAGCGGCGGCGGAACAUCCGAGGGAUGUGGAUGAAGGGAAUGCAGGCUGAAGGCCGUGAGCAUGAGUCACGGCUAUCGGUGGAAGAGGAUGAGGUGUGA
Messenger RNA from Closterium sp. NIES-65, 1095 nucleotides. The record is from the annotation of a GenBank genome assembly. NCBI's taxonomy places the organism in Eukaryota, Viridiplantae, Streptophyta, Zygnematophyceae, Desmidiales, Closteriaceae.